GACCCUGAAUGCACCACAACAGCACACCCAGCCCCGGUGACAGGAGACGCUGUUCGCGGUCGUCCAGGCCAGCCUGCUCGGACACCCGGCGGCAAGGACCUCUCGGCGGCGCCAUGGCUGGGCUCAUUAAGAAGCAGAUCUUGAAGCAUCUCUCCAGGUUUGCCAAGAACCUUUCCCCCGACAAGAUCAACCUGAGCACGCUGAAGGGGGAGGGCCAGCUCACCAACCUGGAGCUGGAUGAAGAGGUGCUGCAGAGCCUGCUGGACUUGCCCACCUGGCUGGCCAUCAACCGCGUGUGCUGCAACAAGGCCGCCAUCAGGAUCCCAUGGACCAAGUUAAAGACCCACCCCAUCUCUCUGACACUGGAUAAAGUGGAAAUGGAAAUGAGCACCUGCGAUGAGCCCCGCGCCCCCAACGGCCCCUCCCCCAUCGCGACAGCAUCGGGUCAAAGCGAGUACGGCUUUGCCGAGAAGGUGGUGGAGGGGAUGUCCCUGUCCAUCAACUCCAUCGUGAUCCGGAUCAGCGCCAAGGCCUUCAACGCCUCCUUCGAGCUCUCCCAGCUGCAGGUCUACAGCGUCAACACCAGCUGGGGCAUCAGCGACCUGCGCUUCACUCGCAUCCAGGACCCUCAGAGGGGGGAGAUCCUCACCUUCAAGGAGAUCAGCUGGCAGAUGAUCCGCAUCGAGGCCGACGCCAUUCACAGCGCCGAACACGAGAUGCUGAGCGCCCCCAUCCGCCUCAUCACCAACCAGUCCAAGAUCAGAGUCACUCUCAAGCGACGGAUCAAGGAUUGUAACGUGGUGGCCUCCAAGCUGGUUCUCAUCCUGGACGACCUGCUGUGGGUGCUGACCGACUCGCAGCUGAAAGCCAUGGUGCAGUACGCCAAGUCCCUCAGCGAAGCCAUGGAGAAGUCGGCGCAGCAGAGGAAGAGCAUGGCCACAGAGGACCAGGCGUCGUCCGCCCCGCCCUCAUCCCAGCAGGUACGCACGCAGCAGACGUCCGCGGCCGGCGACCAGAGCGCCACCAUGGCCAAGCUGUUCAGCGACUACGACGUGUGCGAGACGUCGCAUCACCUGCAGAUCAAACACCUGGACUUGCACAUCUGCGACGACAUCCACGCCGUGGAUAAAGCGAUCAAUAAGAGGAUCACCGGCGGAGCCAUGCAGCUUUCCUUCAGCUCCAUCACGCUGGACUACUACCCCUUCCACCGAGCAGGCGACAGCUGUGCCCACUGGAUGCACUGCAGCGAGGCCACCAAGACCAGAGAGGGUUGGGCGCGGAGCCUCCUGGAUGAGUUCAAGUCCAACGUGGAGAUGCUGAAGAGUGCGGUGCGGGACCAGCAGGGCGUGGCUCCUGCACACGGCUCACCUGGGAAGAUCAGCACCUCCUCCAGCUCAUCCUUCAGCCCUCCUCCUCAGAGCCCCAAAGCCCAGCUCAUGUCCAGCUCUGUGGUCCUCAGGAUGGCCGACUUCAGCAUCUACCAGGUGUCUACAGCAGACCAGCGUCGCUCCAGUCCCAAGACCAUGAUCUCCUGCAAUAAAAAGUCCUUGUACCUUCCGCCUGAGAUGCCGGCCAUCCAUGUGGAGUUUACGGAGUACUACUUCCCCGAUGGAAAAGACUAUCCGAUCCCGUGUCCCAACCUCUACGCCCAGCUGAACGCGCUGCAGCUGGUCCUGGAUCCUCGAAGUCUGGUGUGGCUCAACCUUUUUGCUCUGGACCUCAGGCAGAGUCUGGAGCAGUUCAUGGAGAUCUACAAGCUCAACAACUCGCAGAAGCCCGACGAACACGUGGACAUCAAGGUGGACGGCCUCAUGCUGAAGCUGGUGAUCCCCACCGAUCGGGACCCCUCCUGUCCACCCAAUCUGCCUCGCUCCAUUUCCGUGCAGACGUCAGAGAUGGUGGCCACCAACACCCGGCACCCGGCUAACUGCACCCGCGCCCACCUCGAGGCCCUCCUGCAGGGCUUCCAGGAGGAGCCCUUCUUCUCGUCCUCCUUUGUGUCAUUCCCUCGUUCAUCCUCAUCCCUGCCUCUCCUUCACCCUCUUUUCCACUACCACGCCCAUGAACAGGACACCAGGUUGCACGACAUAUACCGGGGCCUCGUGGUGCCCACCAUGGGGGCGGACGCCCUCAAGAUGCCAGCCGCCGCCGACUUUUGGGCGUUGCACUUUGCACAAUUCUGGGUGGACUACGAGGGCACCCAAGGGGGCAAGGGACGACCGCAGCCUUUCGUGGACUCUUUCCCUCUCACCGUGUGGGCGUGUCAGCCCGCCAAGCUGCUCCAGCACCAGGAGAAGCUGAAAUGUGCCGCCGGAUCAAACGUCUCCCGAAGCACCUCCGUGGAGACGGCCGGGCGCCUGCAGCGGAAGCGCCUCCUGAAGGAAUACUACAGCACCGACGGCGCAGCCACGCCGUCCCACAGCCCAAAUCCUGCAUCCGCGGCACCGAGUAAUGGACUCCAUAAACCGCAAUCACUGGAGAGCUUACCUUCCUCGUCGUCGCCUAGCCAAGAUGCUAACGUGCACGCGCUGGUUUACGUUCAGAAGCAUUUAAGUGCUCAGGUGAGCCACCGCCAGUACGUGUUCCUGAUGCGUCUGCAGCGCAGCAUCAAAGCCCUGCAGCAGACCCUGCAGCAGGACCUGGAGGAGAUGGGCUCCAAGAGGGACCGCAAGGCUCCGACGCAGCGGCCGGCGGACCACCGGCCCUUCACCGUUUGCCUGGGCCUCCUGCUCAAAAGCGCCGAGGUCUCGCUCCUCUUGAAGCCCGUCACGCAGCCGCCGGAAGGCUCGCAAUCUCCUUUGGGGUCCGAGCUGUCCCCUGCGGAGAGCAGAACCACCUUGGAACCGGGGAGCAACAACAACAACGACGGCGGUCAAGACGGAGCAAUGAAAGAGUCCUCCGCUGUGGAUCAGCUCCUGUGCGCCGGCGUCCCCGACGGCAGAACCCAGCCGGGUCCCGAACCACUCAUCCCCACCGCCGCGAGCACGGACUCAAAUCACAAGUCCUCACUGGAGGAAAGAACUUCCGGGAGGUGGACUUCAGAAGAACGUGGGGAGAUGGUUUUUGACGACACGCCAGUCGUCGGAGAAUCCAGAGUCCAGUCAUGUGACCCGCUUGGUGAGGACACCAAGGCCGCCGCCAAGAUGCCUCAGUCGACAUCCAGGAAAGGAAGUUUGUCUGUCGUUUCCGAUCUCCUCAGCUCUUCAUCUACCAGCAGAUCCACCUCUCUUUAUUCCAUGUCAAACAUUGGACGUCUCAUGCGGGACCGCUCCCAGUCCAGUUUCUCUGUGUCCUACAAGAACAUGAAGAAGAGUCCGUCCCUGCAGUCGCUGGACAAUAUCUCCAUAGACAGCUACCUGCUGGAGGACGGGGACACUUACAGUCUGAUGGAAAGAGAUGAUAUGUCCAUCUCGGGAUUCAAGGCCGCUGUCAGCGAGCAGAGCGCCACCGAGAGCGCCGCCGUCACAGAACAGGAGGGAGCCGUGUCCCCGGACACCGUCAGCGCCACGUCGCAAAGCAUGGAGGAGCCCACUAAGGAUAUUGUGUCCGUGCUGGUGCUGAAGGUGCACUCGGUGUGCGUGGGCGUGGAGGCGGUGGGCGAGAACGCGGCCCUGGCUCUGGAGGUGGACAAGGUGACGCCCAACCAGCUGGGCAACGUCAGCCUCAGGCAGUACCUCAGCAGCCGCAGCCUGGCCGGCGCAGAAGUCAGCUCCCCGUCAGCAGCGGGCCGCCACCGCAGCCGGCCCCCGGAGGUGCGGGCCCGCCUGGAGAGCGGCCCUCGCGCCGCCGCCCACUCGCCGCUGGCCGAGCGCAACGGCUUCCUGCAGCUGCGCCUGCACGGGUACCGGGCGAGCCUCCUGAUGUCCACGUUGCGCAACCUGGCCCAGUUCCUGGAGGAUGACACGGCGCCGCAGGUGCUGCCCAUGGAGAUCAGCGUCGUGGAUGCGCGCGUGGACUUGAAGGACGACGGUCCACGCGACAGCCUCUCCGACUCGGAGCCGUCGCCCAUCACGCUGCACGUGGACACGCUGGUCAUACACAGAAGAGAUGACGGCGCCUUCUCCAUCUCCGGAGCGGAGGCCGGGCGCCGUAGCCGCAGCGAAGACAGCGUCCUGUGUUCGCUUCCCGUGGACGCAGAUGCCAAAGGGACGCACAUGCAAGCUCCGCCCGCUAGCCCUCGUCCGUCACUGCGUGAAAAUAUGCUCAUGGAGGAGAACGACUGCUUGAAAGUGGAGUUGUCCCGGGCCAAAAUGGCGUUGGCCGAAGUUCAGAUGGAAAGAGACUCUCUGCUCCACCAAAUGAAGAACCUCAAGGUCACGAACCCCAGCUAGCCAAUCAGGUGCCGGGACAGGAGCGGGAUAGUCACUCCUUUUAGAAAGCAAUGCAGUGCAGAAUCGGGAGAAAAAAAAAACUGAUUUUUUUUUUUUACCCUGUGUGAGUGUGCAACAAAUGAUGGGGACUACGAACAAAACAGAAUCAAAACGGAAUCAAAACGGAAUCUUGAAUGUCACAAAGUCCGAGCAAUGAUCAAUUUUGCACUGCACUCACAGACCGGGGGGGGCGUUUUGUGCUCUUAUUUGUGUGUGCGCUGAACUAGAAUGUGAACACAAAGCUCUUCUGCAGUGUUUCUGUUGAAUGUGUGUGUGUGUGUGUGUGUGUGUGUGUGUUGGCGACAACAAGCAUUCCCAGAGUUUUUUUUUUUUUUUUUUUAACACUUGAGUUCCGCAAGUACAAAAAAAAAACCCCAAAACAUUUGCUUCCCGCCUAUUUUUCUAGAGAAUAACAAACUUCCGGUGUACUUUGCAGGUGUACACUCAAGCCCCGCCCACUUCAUUUGUGUAGAACUGUCAAAAGGAACACCUUCGCCAAAACAUUUUGUCUGUCAAAGCUGCUGAAAUGCCGUUAAGAAAAUAAAUAGGAUCAAUAAUUUAAGUGU
Doryrhamphus excisus (bluestripe pipefish) is the source of this 4936-nucleotide messenger RNA. RefSeq names its product bridge-like lipid transfer protein family member 3B (gene bltp3b). Lineage: Eukaryota; Metazoa; Chordata; Actinopteri; Syngnathiformes; Syngnathidae. The record is from RefSeq and is a predicted model, not a curated record.